AUGGGUGGUGUUACUGAUCUUAGCUUUAGCUCAUAUGGUUGUAUGCUUCCAAGAAAGACCAAGCUCAACACAUUAGCUUGUAGAGCUAGCAACUUCAACGUGGGGCUUAAGACCAACUUCUACAAAGUACUCUCCGUGGAGUCCGAAAGUGUGGGUGCUGAAGAGAUAAAGAAGGCUUACAGAAGCAUGGCUUUGAGGUGCCACCCUGACGUCUGUCCUCCUUGGAAGAAAGAGGAGGCCACGAGAAUGUUCAUCGAACUACACGGAGCUUAUGAGAUGCUGUCAAACCCCGCUUUGCGUAAAAAGUAUGACAAUGAGUUGAGAAAGAGCAAGACAAUGAAGGAGGCGAGGGUGGAGUUCUUCAGAGAGACAUGGGAGGCCCAACUCUGUGAACUGAGGAGACGUUCAGAUCGUCGGGAGAGAGCAAAGAUGGGGAUCUUGGGGAGCAUGAUGAAGGAGAAAAAAAUUGAACAUUCUUUGUUAACUAUAAUUUGUUAUUGUUCCUAG
This is a messenger RNA of Elaeis guineensis (African oil palm), 507 nucleotides long. Its product is annotated as chaperone protein dnaJ 20, chloroplastic-like. Gene Ontology annotation, cellular component: chloroplast. Lineage: Eukaryota; Viridiplantae; Streptophyta; Magnoliopsida; Arecales; Arecaceae. The record is from RefSeq and is a predicted model, not a curated record.